Phyllotreta striolata is the source of this 844-nucleotide messenger RNA. Lineage: Eukaryota; Metazoa; Arthropoda; Insecta; Coleoptera; Chrysomelidae. The record is from the annotation of a GenBank genome assembly.
GAGCUUGUACUUCUCCGGCGAUAUGAUGAAGAUCUUGGAGUUGUCCGGGUGCAUGCACUCGACGUGGGGCAGGUUCAAAUUGAGGAAGCUGGUGGUCGAUUCGGUGAGCAAUAUUGUUACGUACACGUCGUCAAAGUCGGUGGUUUUCGAGGGUCCGAUGUCUUUCAUGUCGAUGUGAUGGGGAUCCGGUGAACGAGAAACAUGAAUUUGGUCGAGGCGGACGGAAAUGUGGAUGAACGAAAGUGAGAUGGGGAUGAAUUGAAUUUAUUCCAUUUUUGAUUGCUAUUCGUUAUGCCAGUUUGACAUGGGAAAUGCUGGAUGCGUUAUUUUGAAGUGUUUAUUGUCAUUGUUGAAGUGUCCUUUCGUUCAAGUUUGUUUAAAUUUUAAGCGACCCUCGUAUGUUACGAAAUGAAAUAUGUAAUAGUUCCGAACUUUUACAUCGUCACCUACAUAUUGAAAAGGUAGAAAUGUAGUGGUAACGAACUGAUGAAGAACUUUCACUUUUGUCUUCAUUCGCUGCUUUUUAUAACAGUGAAUGCGAGUCGACGCGUAUUUUCAACUCGAAGAAAAAUGUUGAAAACUUAUUUUAUAUUUCUUUUGGUGGGUAUGUUUGCAAUAGUAACUGCCAUUGAACCGAGAGCUCCAAAUUUCCAAUAUUACGAACGACCCAAAUAUCGAUAUCCCUACUAUGAUGAAAACGGUGUGGGUAGACUCCUUUAUGGAUACGGUGGAGACAAAUUGUAUCAGUACAAGGUUUUCUCUCCAUUAGAAGGAAUUCAUUAAUAUGAUGAAAUUAAUGUUUUUGUUAGUUUUGUAUAUAGUUUUAAUAAAUGUUUAAUUCAUA